Messenger RNA from Galendromus occidentalis (western predatory mite), 582 nucleotides. RefSeq names its product protein PFC0760c. The record is from RefSeq and is a predicted model, not a curated record. The transcript has 3 exons. Bases 30 to 500 code for a protein of 156 amino acids. NCBI's taxonomy places the organism in Eukaryota, Metazoa, Arthropoda, Arachnida, Mesostigmata, Phytoseiidae.
UGAAGAACAGUGUUCGGAACCAAAAGAAUAUGAGAGUUCUCACAACCGGAUCGCUCCUGCUUGUCGUCUUUUUGCUCGUGAGCGUAGUUCAAGCUCAGGACGACGACGACGGCGACGGCGCGUACGGAGCCGACGACGGCGGAGACGACGGAUACGACGCGCCUGCCGACGACGGCGGAGAUGACGGAGACGACUCCCCCGCGGACGGAGACGACGAUUUCGGAGGGGAUGAGAGCAGACCUCAGCCGGAAUACGUUUCCACAAUCGAACGCGACGAUGACAGCCUAGAAGGCGACGCUUCGAAUAAAGUCGAGGUUAGGGUCGCACCUCACAGACGGAUGAGGCGGUCCCUGGAUCCCAUCGUUAACCGAAUGAGGAGAUCCAGCAAUGGCGGUGGAGUCGUUGGUCCGGUUCACACCUACGUACGAACAGACUACGACGGUAAUUAUCGGUGGGGUGCACGGCAUCACGUCGGAAGUUCCUACGGGAGAGGGAAGUAGAGCCCAUCUUGAAGUCCGUGGUGUCCGGACACGGAAAAUGCACAUUGUACAUUGAUGACGACUGAAUCGCGCGAAACCGACC